UCUUCCCCCCUCAUUCCCUUCGCGCCUGCGUAUUGCUUCCUCCUCCGGCCGGUCGCCGCUCGCCUUCCGCGGCGGAGACGGCGCUGAUGGAUCGGUACUGGGCCCGGGGUACCCGCCGCCGCCUUCCCCCCCUCCUUCCGGGGCUGUGGGCGAUGGGGGAGGGGUGGGAAAAUGGCGGCGCCCUGGGGCAGCCGCCGCCGCUCCCGCUCUCUCUCCCCGUGCGGUAACAUGGCGGCUCCGCCGCGGUGCCCCGGAUGUGAGGCGGCGAUCUGAUUGGCCGCCCUUCCUUUCCUUCACCUUCCCUUGUACGGUGUCAUGGCGGCGCCCGCUCCCCCGGCGCGGCCGGGCCCCACUUCCGGUCCUGCGCAGUCAGGGCGGCGGCGGCCGCUCGGUGCGGCGGCGGCGGCGGGACGGGCCCAGGAGGCGGGAGCCCCCGUGAGGCCGCCGGCACUCGGGGGGGGUCCCCAACCCCCAGGACCCCCGGCCAUGGCGGCCCCCCCGCCCAGCGGCAUCAUCGUGCUGGACGACGAGGAUGAGGGGGUCCCCCCGCCCCCCCCCCAGCACAUCCGCAGCCCCCCCCGACUCCCCCCAACCCAACGGGGCGCCCCCCGGCAGCCCGGGGCCCCCCCAAAGCGGGGGCAAAGCGGGGGGUGGCUAUAAAUCAGAAAAUGAGCGGCUUUUCGGGGAGUUCCUGGAGCUCUGCACCCACCUGACGGAGGAGCACCCCGAGGUGAUCCCCUUCCUCGCCGGCCGUCACCAAAAGGCCAGCCCGGCCUUCCUGGCCUCGGCCGAGCUGCGCAACGUCCUCAGCCGCUGCCUGAGCCGCGUCCGGACGCGCCGCAACAAAGUCUACGUCUACAUCAACGAGCUCUGCACCGUCCUCAAAGCCCACACGCUCCGUCGCAAACUCCCCCUCGCCUCGGCUCCCCCCGCCGCCCCCUCGCCGUCGCCGCUGCGGCCCCCGGCCUCGCCGCAACCCCCCUCUUCCUCCCCUUCCUCCGCCGCCGCCGCCGCCUCCCCCCGCCCUCCCGGCGGUUCCAAGCGCCAAAUCCGUUAUUUGGAGAAUCUCCUUCGCGUCUACACGGGCGAGAUCCGACGGCUGCAGGAGCGGGAGCUGGAUCUGGCCGAGCUGGACAGCGAGGACUCGACGUACCUGCAGGAGAGUCGCCUCAAGCGGAAAAUGAUGCGGAUUUUCGAGCGCCUUUGCCAACUCAAGCAAUGCAGCAGCUUGACGGGCCGCGUCAUCGAGCAACGCAUCCAGUACCGCGGCACCGCUACCCCCGAGGUCAACCGGCGCAUCGAGCGCUUCAUCAACCGCCCCGAGGCCUUUCCCGACUACACCGACAUCCUCAAGGUCAUCCAAAAAGCCAGCGUCCGGCACACUGGGCUGGCGCAGCGGCAGAUGGAGAGCAUGGCUCAGGACGCCUUCCGGGAGGUGGGCAACCGCCUGCAGGAGCGCCGACACCUCGACCUCAUCUACAACUUCGGCAGCCACCUGACGGAUCAGUAUCGGCCGGGGACGGACCCGGCGCUGCUGGACUCGGCCCUGGCCAAGCGGCUGCGGAAGAACCGGACGGUGGCGCUGACCCGGCUGGACAACGUCAUCUCCCACUACGCCCAGCUGCAGGACGAGAGCGAGGAGGAAGAGCGCGGGCGCAAACGGGCGGCCAGGCAGCAGGGAGCGUCCCCCGCCCCCCCCCAGGGGGGCGAGGGGGGCGAGGACGAGCCCCCCCUGAGAGCCUCCGUCCCGCAGAGCGCCGCCGCGGGGAAGAGCCGGGAGGAAGAGGAAGAGGAGGAAUCGGAGGAGGAGGACUCGGAGGAGGAAGAGGAGGAGGAGGACGAGGAGGAGGAGGAGGACGAGGACUCCUCGGAGGCCGACGGCAAAGCCGAGGAGGAGGAGGAAGAAGAGGAGGAGGCCGAGCGCGGCGACGGAGGCAACGAGGCGGCGGCCGCCGAGGGUGACGCCGGUUCGGUGCCGCCGCCCCCCCCCGGCGAGGAAGAGGAGGCGACGCCGAAGGAAAACGCCGGGCGAAGCCCCCCGCCCGACCUCUUCGUCCUAGAGAUCGAGACGUUGCCCUUAGAGCUGGGCGAGAGCCCCCCGUCCUCCCCGUAUCCCCCCGGGGGGUCCGAGGCCACCCCUAAAACCGCCCCCCCCUCGCCACAGCCCUCCGAGCCCCCCCCGCCAGCGCCCCCCUCCCCGGAGCCCGUAUCGUCCCGGACUGUGCCGGAGGAACCAGAGUCGGGGGGGGGAGGACGGUGCCGGCUCUGGACUUGUCCCCCUUCCUCAAAUAAGGGGAAAAGACCCCACCCCGAAAGCCCCCGGGCGUUGGAGAAUGGCGCGGGGCGGGGGGAGGGCGGCGAGGGGGGGGGCACCACCAUCAGCUCCACCAGCUUUAACGGCAGCACCGAGCCCCUUCCCCGGAAGCGGAGUCGGCUGGAUCUGCCCACCGGUGGCAGCCCCUGCGUCGAGGUGCACAGUGUGGGCGAGGAGGAGGAGGAGGAGGGGGGCCCCGGGGGGCUGCCCCCCCCCCGGCACAGCCCCCUCCCCGACUCCACCCGGGCCGACUCCCCCGGGAGGGACCUGGUGAGCAGCUCCCAGGGCAGCCCCCGCCGCCUGCCCCCCAAGGCCUGCAAGACGAGCGUGGCGACACAGUGCGACCCCGAGGAGAUCAUCGUGCUCUCGGACUCGGACUGACCCCGCCCCCUUGUCGGUCUGGCCACGCCCCCUCUCCGGACCGGCCCCGCCCACCCC
Molecule: messenger RNA, 2752 nt
Organism: Phalacrocorax carbo (great cormorant)
Lineage: Eukaryota; Metazoa; Chordata; Aves; Suliformes; Phalacrocoracidae
Source: RefSeq, a predicted model, not a curated record